UCGCACCGUAGUUGUUAGUCGAAUUGAGGGUGGCAUCGCGAACGGUUAUAACAGAGUGUAGGUGUUCUGAAUACGUGCGCCUGAUGUUCCCUUCCGUUCUCUUUCGCGGGUGGCUACAAGUGUGAAGGAUUUUCUGCGCCCGUUUCGUGACCGCACGAAUUAUCAAACACGCAGUCAGUUACGUGUUUUCACCAAUAGUUAUCGAAUCAACAGAAAGCUUGAUUUUCUAAAGUCAAUACUGGGGUAGCAUUGAUUUUCUACCUGAAGACAAUCUCGAAGGGAAAGAAUUGUAGUAUUCCAAGAUGUCGGUCGUAUCCUGAAACCGUGCGUCGGCGCACUGCACAACAUUCGUCCUUUCGUAAAACGUAAAAUGAAAAUUUUUGAAGAGGGCAUACUAUUUUGACUCUUUAAUGUUUAUACUUGCGAUAGUUCCUGCCUGAUUGAAAAGGCAAAAGUGUAUUCUAUACGAAAUUUCAACUGUCUCUAAAAAAUCUGUUUCGUGAUAUUACGCACCUGAGAAGGAUAUUCGUAUGAGUUUGAUACUGAUUUUGGUAUUUUUGAAAAAUAUUUGCAUAUUUUUUAACAAAUUGGUUUUACGUUGCUACAACUCAUUCCUGAUCCAUCCAAACAAUAAUCACCUGGAGAACAGUGGAAAGCACGGAGGAAAUCGUUACCGCUCUAGAACUAUCGGUAAUCAUAAGGUGUACUACAACGAUAAGGACCUAAUGGUACGACCGCGACGUGCCCGCCGUCUUCGGAUCGAACAACAACAACAACAACAACAAAUGAUGGUCGACAGGGAUAAUUUCGGCAAAUACUACUAGGCAAAGGUGCUUUCCUAUGAAAACGUGACCGAUAACGUUAGCCUCCUAGAUAGAUACUACUAUAAUCUGCAGUAAUUGAAUUGUCCUUUCGAAACGUAGCCAGACAAAGGCAUCUCGCGCACCCUUCGUGCCAUAGCUGAACAAAAUUUUUAUGCUCUGUUGGUAAGCACGAAAUUCACCAUCCCUCUCCGUCGUUAAAUAAGGAAAACACUUGUCUGUUGUGAGACUGCACUAGCCCUAGGGCGGUUCGAAAAUAUGGCUUAACAUCUCCAAUCGAUGCAAAUCUCCGCACGAAAAGAAACUACGUUCAUCCCAAUGACCAUCCAGGAAAACCGUAACACCUCCACAACACCCAGUUCAAGUUCUAGCGAAUUGAGCAACGCAUCAGCAGCUUCGAACAACAGUGGAGGUAUCGGGAAUGCACCGAUAGUUCAUCCUCCUCCUACCGGAAUAGCGGGGAGUUCUGUGGCAAGUGACACUUCAGGCCAAAUGGACAACGAGUUGACAGUGGCAGCUGAAGCGAACAACAACCACUAUCGGGGCGAGAAACCUCUUCAAAAUGGGUGCGAAGACAAAUGGAGUUGGAGCAAGCGGGAUCGGUCGAAGGAGGUGUGGCUCAGCGGAACAAACAAUCGAACGGUGCAUUUCCAUCCGAACUGGAGCAAAGGGACGGCCGGAAUCCGCGGAACCCGGGUACUCAACAACGGGCGCUAUUACUGGGAGCUGAGUGUGUCACAGCGGGUCUUCGGAACGAGCAUGAUGUUCGGCAUUGGAACCAAGAAAGCUCGGUUGCACGUCAACGCCUUCACCAACUUGCUUGGAGAGGAUGGCAACGGCUGGGGCCUUUCACACAAAGGUUUAUUAUGGCACGGUGGAACCGCGAGGAACUACACCAAACGCUUCAAGGAGAACCAAGCAACCAAAAUUGGCAUCCUGUUCGAUGGAGUUGCUGGUACACUAACGUACUAUAAGGAUGAGGUUUGUCUCGGAAUCGCCUUCCGGGGGUUAAACGAGAUCCGCGAGCCCCUUUAUCCGAUUGUGUGCUCGACGGCAGCAAAAACAGAAAUGGUUCUGACCGAAACGAGACGAGAUUUCGUAAACCUACAGGAUCGCUGCCGGGCGGUCAUUAUAAAGCAGGUGAAAACUCGAGACAAGCUGGAUCGACUGAACCUUCCCUAUUGCAUCACAAACUACCUGGCGGAAGCGUUGUCAGAUUGCAGCACUCCCGUCACUCCGCUGGAGCAGCAGCUUAUCGAUUACUAUCUGUUCUAGUUGCCCAGAAGGCAUGCCAGUUUAUUAGAAGAUUUUUAUUGCAGCUAUUUUUUUAUGAAUAUUAUCGAUGGUUGUUAUUUUUUGUAGCAAAAUUUGUUUUCAACAUUAUUCCACAAGAUUAACUUUGAAUUUCUUUUUGUUGAGCAUUUUCCAAUCAUGCUUAGGUGUAGUCGUGUUAAGUAUUAGGUGUAUCUAUUUGAUAAGGGUCCAUUCCAUCUACAAAGAAUUCAUUUACGAUUCUAACCGGUGCGGUAUAUUUGUUUUUUAAAUCCAACAUUCUUGCUGAACAUUUGUAUUUUUUUACAUUCGCAACUUAUGUAAGAUAAUCGACUGAAGAAUCACAACCAAAAAACGUACUCAUUGGAAAAAUGGGUAUUACCAGCCAAUCAUUCCAAAUAUGUAGGGCAACAUGUGAAACUAAAAUUAUGAACCUAAUUUUUGAUACAAUUAUCAUAUCGUGCUUGAUCAGUUGUGAGGAAGAUCUCAGACUCGAUUUUGAACGAAUAAAACGAGUGGAAUUCUAGUCAUUUCGCAAAACAAACACGUUGGUAAAACGUAGAAAACUAAAUAAUAUUUGGCAUUCGCUGAAAAGUACAUAUACUUAAUAUAACAUAACAAAAGAUAAAUUGCUAUGCUAUAGAUUAAAGUGUAUGUAGAGCAACAAAACGUUUCGAGAGCAUUGAUAAGUGUGUAAAUAUAGACUAUAAACGAAUACAUAAGGAUUACUGGAACGUUGAUGCGAUAGAACGAACCACAAAAGGAUAUCAAUGCAGGAAAGGCGAGACGAGUGAUGUGUGACAGACGAAUGGCACAAUCGUUUCAAUCAUCGAUUUUCGCUAAUUGUCAGGCACGGACUCCGUAGGCGACAACAGACGAAUUGAUUGCUGCACUUUGUCAUUCUUUUGCUGUUUUCGUUCCCAGCUGACAAUAUUAAAUAACGAGUGAAUGAGUUCGACGUUUUAAAAGCGUUUAUUAUAUACAUCUAUUUGGCAAAUUUAUUUAUAAGUUCCAAAAUUUAGUAGUUGAUAGCUGCUGUUGACACAUAUUGUGAAUAUUUAAAAUGCUUAAAUAUUUUUGUUUACGAUUGAAUUAAAAAUCUAAAACCCAUACUGAAACGAACCAUCAACUUCCGGUUUGCAACUUUGAAGCAAUUUGGUUUUAGUUUACCAGAAGCUUUCGACUUCACCGACUUUUAUCAAAAUUAUUUAACUAACUACUACAGUAUUAGUUAGCAGCAGCACUAAAUCGACCUCCGACAGAGCACAAACGUAAACUACAAUCGGCAAAAUUCGAUCAAAUUCAAAAUUUGCUUAGUACCAAGGAUAAAACAAUGAUGUGUUAAUUAAAAUUUAAGCUAAAAGACUUUUAGUGUGCAAAAUGAAACCUUUAUGAGCGAUAUGCGAGGCAAAAAACUCUACCAGCUGUACACAAAUCUAGACAACAAACAAUACUCAGUUAAACUAUCACUUAUCAAGCGUAACGCUUUGCAGUUCUUCUAGUCCACUAGUUGUAUGCGUUUUAUGUUCCUUAUUUGUUGUAAAACUAUUAUUUCUGUGAUGUAACCCAAUUAGUUAUAACAUACUCUCAGAAACUCUUAAUACGCACACAUCUUCUCGGAUUGUAGCGCAUAUAGAUACGAUUGGCAAGAGUUGAUAUUAGUUGUGUAAAGUGAAACCAACCCGAAUACGUUGGAAGAGUGCCAUAAACAAACUAGUUUCAAUGUUUGAAGAAAUUGUGAACAGAAUCACGUACACUGUAAUAAUAACAAUACAAACGAAUCGAUGUCUAGCUUAAACCAAACAUUAGUAUAACAUUAAAUAGCCUGCGGCCAGACUACUUAAAGUUUAAAAUAGAUUCAUAGAGAAAUGAUAGAAUUUAGGGACCAGAUUCCAUUUUUUUUCGCCAAUAAAAGGUGCACCUGCAAAUGGAGUUUGGUCAGCAAUGAUUUCUUUAUUGUUUAUUAUCAUCAGCACGUAUUGCAAGACAGAUCUGUGUGACUCCAGAUCGAGUAUUACUUAUUAGGCCAUGAAGCGUGCAAUACCAAUCGCUACCAACAGAUGCGGUGGAAGGUACUAAGAACUUAACGAUAAUGUUAACACAAUUGAAUAAACUUCGUGUAUUCAAAAAGGAAACAGAACAUUAUGCAUGUAAACUAGUCAGCUACACAUAAAAGUAUCCAACAGCGGGUUAUUUCUAGAAGCAUGAUGCUGCGUGGAAAUUCUGUACAUGGAGAAAAUCAUUGAAACAAACCCAGAAGUUCAGCAUUAUUUAUUAUAGAAACACUAGGGAAAGUUAUUUAGCAGCUAGGAAUGGACUCGAAAGAAGUUGCAAAAAGGUACGGAAAAUCUGAGCUUGAGAUGAAAUGUAAGUUUGAAUAUAAUAACCAAAAGGAGGACUCAUGUAACAAAUUA
Messenger RNA from Wyeomyia smithii (pitcher-plant mosquito), 4507 nucleotides. It is a transcript of the gene SP555, whose product is annotated as SPRY domain-containing SOCS box protein 3. Lineage: Eukaryota; Metazoa; Arthropoda; Insecta; Diptera; Culicidae. The coding region runs from base 1101 to 2096 and encodes 331 amino acids. Gene Ontology annotation, biological process: proteasome-mediated ubiquitin-dependent protein catabolic process. Gene Ontology annotation, molecular function: protein binding. The transcript has 3 exons. The record is from RefSeq and is a predicted model, not a curated record. Gene Ontology annotation, cellular component: SCF ubiquitin ligase complex.